Messenger RNA from Echinostoma caproni, 318 nucleotides. NCBI's taxonomy places the organism in Eukaryota, Metazoa, Platyhelminthes, Trematoda, Plagiorchiida, Echinostomatidae. The record is from the annotation of a GenBank genome assembly.
AUGACACCAUUAUUUGCCGAUAUAUGCAGCUGUAGAGGUUAUCAAGGAAGAAAGCGUUGGCAUAGUGCCAAAGAGUUGGUUGGUUGGGACCAACCAAAUGUUUUGGCCAAAGAUUGUAAACAACAAAACGAGGAGGAUGAUGGAGCAAUAUCAACCUCCUUGUCCAUAGAUUUGUUCGUAGGUAUAAAAUAUGUUAUAACUUUUAAAGACACCUACGCCGAAGCUUUAAGCCUGGAAAAUGUGGUAGAGGAGCAAACAGAGUUGCAAUCUACGGAUGCCAUCGUAGCCAUGGAAAGGUAUGGCAAAUGCAAACCAUAA